Telopea speciosissima is the source of this 1216-nucleotide messenger RNA. Its product is annotated as DEAD-box ATP-dependent RNA helicase 16-like. Bases 77 to 1072 code for a protein of 331 amino acids. NCBI's taxonomy places the organism in Eukaryota, Viridiplantae, Streptophyta, Magnoliopsida, Proteales, Proteaceae. The record is from RefSeq and is a predicted model, not a curated record. The transcript has 9 exons. Gene Ontology annotation, molecular function: nucleic acid binding; ATP binding; RNA helicase activity. Gene Ontology annotation, cellular component: nucleolus.
AAGAACAACAGUUGAAGACUUGAAAUUGUCAGUUCUUCAACCAUUUCUUUUGUACACUGCGAACAGUUGAGAGUCCAUGGCUAAUGUCAUGAAGAAUGAAGAAGGUGGACAGGAAGAAGAAGAAAUUAAGACCUUCGAGGAACUUGGUUUGGAACCCCGCCUGAUUCGGGCACUGACAAAGAAGGGUAUCACAAAACCAACUCCUAUCCAGCAAGUGGCCAUCCCAUUGAUUUUGGAAGGCAAGGAUGUCGUUGCUCGGGCAAAAACUGGUUCUGGAAAGACAUUUGCUUACCUCCUGCCGUUACUCCAGAAGCUCUUUUUGGAUGUUGGUUCACCAAAAACUGCUCCAUGUGCCUUGGUUCUUGUCCCUACCCGUGAACUGUGCCAACAGGUUUAUUCUGAGGUACUAUCUCUCAUUGAGCCCUGUAGAGUUCAACUGAAAGUUGUGCAAUUAACAAGCAGCAUGCCCGUUUCUGACUUGCGUGCUGCAUUGUCUGGGCCACCUGAUGUUCUGGUCUCCACACCAGCUUGCAUUUCAACAUGUAUGUCAGGAGACGUUCUUCAAGCAAAGUCCCUUCAGGAUUCACUUUCGAUCCUUGUUCUGGACGAGGCCGACCUUCUUUUGUCAUAUGGCUACGAAGAUGAUCUAAAAGCACUUACUCCUUAUAUCCCUCGACGUUGUCAAUCACUUCUUAUGUCUGCAACCUCAAGUGCUGAUGUUGAGAAGUUAAAGAAGCUUGUUCUACACAAUCCGUUCAUUUUGACUCUGCCAGAAGUUGGAGAUACUAAGGAUGAGAUUAUCCCUAAAAAUGUUCAGCAAUUUUGGAUUUCAUGCAGUGCUCGUGACAAACUACUUCACGUCCUUGCUCUCUUGAAACUGGAACUUGUUCAGAAAAAAGUUCUGAUAUUUGUCAAUUCAAUUGACAUGGCUUUCAGGUUGAGACUUUUCCUAGAACAGUUUGGAAUCAGAUCUGCUGUUUUAAAUGGCGAGUUACCACAGAAUUCACGUCUCCAUAUCCUUGAGGUAUGUCUUGUGCUUGUUAUCCUGUUCUUAACUGAUGAUCUGAAAUAAGGGUUGUGGUAACGCUUUGGAGUUGUUUUACUCCUGCCACAAGUUCAUGCUAAGUAGAUAUUCACAGAGGAUGAAGUCAUAAAUAGCUUGUUGAUUGGUUUCAUGAAUUGAGGAAUAACUCUUCAAAUGUGAAUGUUGACUUAG